This is a messenger RNA of Naegleria lovaniensis, 1467 nucleotides long. RefSeq lists its product as uncharacterized. Bases 1 to 1467 code for a protein of 488 amino acids. Lineage: Eukaryota; Heterolobosea; Eutetramitea; Acrasida; Naegleriidae. The record is from RefSeq and is a predicted model, not a curated record. Gene Ontology annotation, molecular function: protein binding. The transcript has a single exon.
AUGAAAACCACAACAAUUACCAACGAACAACAGAUGAAAGCCAUUGCCUCUAAGGUGAAAGUACCUCUUUCUAGUACGAUAUCAUCAUCAGAAAAGUCUUGCAAAGAACCUCCACGUGAUCAUGAUGAAAAAGAAAUGGAGCUAUCAGACUCUACACUCACGGAUGUGUUGGAGGAUCAAGGUAGUAGCUGUCCUUCCUCCGAUACGAUUGCUAUUUUGCAUGGAAGCGAUCAAGAUUUUUCAAUUACUCAUUCAAAAGUGUUUAUAGGAAGAGAUCCAGUCCAUUGUCAUAUUUGUUUAGGCAAUGAUUCAGGUGUUUCCUUUAUGCAUGCUCAGUUAGAGUUUUUAAUGAAUGAAAAUAAUUCAUCAAAUACAAGGAUUUGUGUUUUGCGAGAUCUGGCCUCAAAGAAUGGGGUGUUUGUAAACUCAGUGCGUUUAACUACCUCGAGUUCUAUUGUAAAUUCUGGUGACGAAAUCAGAAUUGGACAUCAAGUAUUCAAAUUGGAAAUAAUUAUGGAGUCUUUGAAAAGGGAGACCACUGACAACGAAAAAAUUUCCAAUGAGGUUACUGAUGCUCAAUUGCUCAAAGAGCAAGCAAUAUUUGAAGCUGAAUUCGAAAGCAAGGAGAGCAUCUCGUCGACCAUGAAGGACGAUGGUUCGAUUUCUUCGGAUUACUAUACACAUGCCCUUAUAGACGAUGACAUUAGAAAACAUGGUCAAUUUAAGGAACAACUGUACGACCAGAUCAUUCGGCUUUCCCAAGAUCUUUCUAAGAAGGUGCAACUUUUAUUAUCGUGUUGUGACACCCCUUUUGAGAAAAAUAGCACUCCGUUUAAUGUUUUGAGCCAACUGAACGAUUUGCAGGAAGAUAUUGAACUCGUUAUGUCAGACACUGUAUUCCAGCGUAGAAAGGAUGUUGCAAGCAAAGAAUUGAGAUUGUAUGCCAACAAUUUGGAAAGAAAAUUGCUUCAGUUUAAGAAGGAAUCGAACGCCAAUGAGAAUCGAUACAAACAUCAAAAAAAACUCUCUCAACAACUUCAAUUUGAUAAGGAACAAGCGGUACAGAAACUCUCGCUUAACUUGCAUUCGUGUCAAGACGAGUGUCAAUCUCUUAAAAAGAAACUAUCAAAAGAAAAAGACAUUCAUGAAUCCAUGAGAAACGAGAUGGAUAUUUUAAAGUAUAGAUUGACAUGCUCAGAGCAAGAAACUCAACAACUUCGAAAGUCGAACUCCAUGCUUAGAGACCAGUUGUUAAAAGGUCAAGUAUACUCGGACUACUUGCAUCAAGAGAUAGUUCAGGACAUGUCGAACCAAGUGAAUAACGUCAUUCGUCAAACAAGGGAAUCUCGAAGUUUUGAAGCUCCUGGUGUGAAUCAAGAAUUUGAAUGCACAGAACUAAUGUGCCCUCUCAGUGAAACCAUUAACGGCACAGGAAUCGUAGAGCAACAUCAUAAAUUGACAGAUUGA